Lindgomyces ingoldianus is the source of this 825-nucleotide messenger RNA. Its product is annotated as alpha/beta-hydrolase. NCBI's taxonomy places the organism in Eukaryota, Fungi, Ascomycota, Dothideomycetes, Pleosporales, Lindgomycetaceae. Gene Ontology annotation, biological process: lipid catabolic process. The coding region runs from base 1 to 825 and encodes 274 amino acids. The record is from RefSeq and is a predicted model, not a curated record. The transcript has 2 exons.
AUGGAGCAGUACAGUGCCGCUGCAUACUGUCCAAGUAACAACAAUUCUCCUGGAGACAAGGUCACUUGCUCGUCUGGGAACUGUCCACUCGUUCAAUCUGCAAAGACGAAAACUGUCACCGAAUUCGAGAACUCCCUCAGAACAGAUGUCACCGGCUUCGUCGCCGUAGACAGCACCAACAGCCUCGUCAUCGUGUCCUUCCGAGGCUCAGCCUCGAUCCAAAACUGGAUCGCCAACUUCGACAUUGCAGCCGUGAAUACCGACCUCUGCACCGGCUGCACCGCACACAGUGGGUUCUGGAACUCGUGGCUCGAAGCUCGAGACGGAGUACUCGCCGCCGUCAAGUCCGCAUCGCAAGCUAAUCCUAAGUAUAAAAUUGUCGCCACGGGCCACUCCCUUGGCGGCGCCAUCGCGUCUCUUGCUGCAGCACAACUGCGUAACUCUGGAUAUACGGUGGCACUGUAUACCUUCGGAUCCCCCAGAAUCGCAAGCCCUAAGCUGAGCGACUAUAUCACGAACCAACCGGGUGGAAACUACCGCAUCACCCAUUGGAACGAUCCUGUUCCGCGCCUUCCUCCAAUUUCGUUUAACUUUGUGCACAUCAGUCCCGAGUAUUAUAUCAACAAAGCGAAUUUGCAGACUGUCGCGGCUACUGAUAUCAAGACAUAUACGGGAAAUGUUAACUAUAAUGGGAAUACGGCGUGGAUUCUGACGGAUAUUGGUGCGCAUCUGUGGUAUUUAAAUAGUAUUGCGAAGUGCUCAGUCGAUGGGUUGCUUAAUGGGAGAGAGACUGGGGGAGAUGUGGAGGUCGUUGCCAAGUUUUGA